AUGCUGCAAAACCUCGACGACAUCACCAAGGAUGCGCUGCACAGCUUCUCCGACGCCCUCGCACAAGCGCAGCAGACCCUCCAGCAGGACCAGGCGCGGCUGGACAGCACCGCCGAGCUUCUCCACGCGCUGUCACACGAGAACAACGAACUGCGCACCCGCAAAGUGCACAACACGCAGGAACUUCAGCGACUCAACGCCCUUCGAGCUGAAAAGGCGAAGCUGACACGGCAAACCCAGCACAAACGGGCCAACGUGCAGUCCUGUUUGGCUCACAUGCAGCAAUUAAAAGAACCGCGCCUGGCGCUGAUGACAGAGGUGGAGCGGCAGCGGCGAGACGUGAUGGCGCUACGCAAGCACUACUGCACGCGGGCAGCGCAGGUACACGGAUACGUGACCCACCUGCUCGCCCCACAGAACAGUCUCGAGAGCCUGCGACGCCAGCUUGCACAGGUGCAGGGACAGCGUCAAGAAGGUGAAGCGGCGGUAGAGCAGCUGAGGGAGAAGUUGGCGGAGCUGCAGAGGGAGGCGACCGCUUUCAGAGCCGCACGGCAAUCAUGGCAGGCGGAGGACCAGGGCGGGGAGGCGUGCACUGCAGAGGACGAAAAAGAGAGGGCUGGAAAGCAUGUCCACAGUUGUUUCCCAUGCGCGGCGUUAGGGGGCGACGCGGCGACGGAAGAAAUGGCAAAAGACAGCAUCCGCGCGGCGACUUCCAGAACGACCCCCCUUACAGAAGCCGACAAGCUGCAGAGCCUGACCGCACAGAGGGCAGCGCAGCAGGCGACGAUUACCGCAAGCCAGCUACAGUACACGCAAGAAGAAGCGGAGCUUCAGCGAUGUCGUGCAGAACUGAAACAACUCGUCCUGCAGCUUUGCGGUGACAUCGAAGGCGCAGAUGCCGCGCAGCAAGAGGAGCAGAAGAGCUAUCACGACGCCCUCAACACCGCAGUCGGCGUUGGUGCUCGCAGGACCUGCGCUUCCUGCCACCGUGAUUUCCUUCAAGACUUUUCCUAG
Leptomonas pyrrhocoris is the source of this 1014-nucleotide messenger RNA. RefSeq lists its product as hypothetical. Bases 1 to 1014 code for a protein of 337 amino acids. The record is from RefSeq and is a predicted model, not a curated record. The transcript has a single exon. Lineage: Eukaryota; Euglenozoa; Kinetoplastea; Trypanosomatida; Trypanosomatidae.